Messenger RNA from Ectocarpus sp. CCAP 1310/34, 1038 nucleotides. The record is from the annotation of a GenBank genome assembly. Lineage: Eukaryota; Phaeophyceae; Ectocarpales; Ectocarpaceae.
GGGGGGGGGGGCACAGAUGUAAUUGCAGCUUAAGGGGAGAACGGCAACGCGGGGUUGAGGUCUACGUACGCGCGGGUGAAUGCUGCAGCAAUGGUGGCUGCAGCGAGCCGCUCGCAAGCAAAGAUGCGGGCUCCUCGGCGCCCACUUCGAUCGCCCCCCGUGUUCCGAAAUUAACGCGUGCUGUCGAACGUACCUGUACGCGCUUCCCAGGCGAAAGCGCACGAGAUCAACCAAGUCGGUGUGGCAGAAGCGGCGGCCAUUCUGGCGAAGGGAGAGGCCGAGGCUAAGUACUCCCGAUACCAUCCCGACCGUGAUUGGACACACGCUUCGGGGGCUUAAUUGUUGUCCUUUUUUCGUUCUUGGGUGCCAGGUUCUCGAGCUACGUGGUGAUGCAUUCCAGCACUUUGGAAACGCAGCGGUGGUGCAGAGCAUCGUCGACAAGCUGCCCGAUAUCGCCAGGGAGAUCGCCGCUCCUCUCGCCAAGACCGACAAGAUGGUCUUCAUCGCUGGCGACGGCGGCGGUGCCGGCAGCCGCCUUACGCAAGACGUUGGCAACAUCCUGGCGCAACUCCCCGAAACCGUUCAGGCACUGACGGGAGGUAACUUCUGCCGUCUAAGACUUCGGUAGACGUUACCCGGCCUGGAUACGACCAGCCAGAGACGCCGCAAUCGCAAUUUCCGCACCUUUGCAAAGCAUAGUGACCAACAAUACCUGAGUGGUGUGUGUGGUGACCAUAAGGUACUAUCUCAGCACCCAAUGGUUUAUCCGCGGGUGUCCGCGCCAACCUUGUCUUUUCUACGAUAUUGUCUGCUCUACUUGGGGUGAGGUAGUGCUGUCAGCAGGCCUGUGUCGAGGAUCACCUCCUGGAUGUUACUCAUUCUCUAGUAGCGAACCUUGCCACCGCUGGUAACAUCCAUUCCUUCUCCGGGCGCCAGUCAGACACCCUACCUUAUCGUCUAUACCAUGCGGCUCUCCUUUUUGUUUUUACAUAGUCGUCCCAAGCUCCUUGACCAUCUCCAUUUGUUAUCUGUGGGUAU